AUGGACGUUGACCGAAGUGUGGCAGAUGAUGUUGAAAGUAAUGCGCCGGCUCCCGCACAAGGGACCGCGCGUGAAGAGAGUAGACAUGAGACACAUAGUCAGGACGAGGCUCGGGAAGCCUUCCUUCGGAUGAUGAGUGAUUGGUAUACAAAAUAUGUCCGUAUAAAUCCGAAUGUUCCACCUCCUCCACCCCCUCCUAUUCCUCAACCGGUUCCCGUAGCUCCACGAAGUGCUGAAUUGGUGAGAUCGAGUAAACCACCCGUGGAUAGAAUUCAAAGCAUGGGGUUUGAAGAUUUCGAGGCUAAUGUUGAUGAUGAUCCUAAAAGCCGAGAGUCGGCAUACCGUUGGUGGAAAACGUUAAUAUCGGUGGUUCCAAAAGAAAGAGUUACCUGGGACUUCUUUCAGGAGGAAUUCAGAAAGAAAUAUGGCCGAAUGUCAAUAGCAGAAUAUGAACGGGAGUUUGUCCGGCUUAGUAAAUAUGCCCAGGAAUGUGUGCCCACAGAGGCUAUGAUGUGUAAAAGAUUCGAAGAGGGGCUAAACGAAGAUAUCAGAUUGCAUGUUGGGGUUUUAGAGUUAAAAGAAUUUGUGGUAUUGGUUGAUCGAGCCUGCAAGGCUGAAGAAUUGAGUAAGGAAAAGAGAAGAGCGGAGAUGGAAGCUCGAGAUGUAAGAAAAAUGUCGAUGAGCAGGACCUUUCAACCCCAAUCGAAGAAGCUUAAAGGGAUAGAUCCACGACCAACUGGUUCAGCUGGGUACUCACGUAGAGACCGAGGGAGGUCGUAUUCUGGAGCCAGAACUCAAGCUACCUCGGUGGCAAGUGUGGGCAAUGUGGGAAAUACUAGACCUGAGUGCCAACAGUAUGGCAGGCGACAUACUGGUGAGUGUUGGGGAUUUAAACGAGCUUGUUUCAGGUGUGGUUCUCAAGAACACUAUAUAAGAGAUUGCCCUGAGAGAAUAGAGGAAGAAAAAUUGCAAAGAGCUGGAUCGGGUGAUAUUGUUAGUAGAGGCAGACCACCGAGGAAUGUUGGGAGCAAAGCCAGUGGUCAAAGUGUGGUGAAAGAUGCAGCUGGGAGAUCAGACACUAGAGCGCCUGCCAGGACUUAUGCCAUACACACUUGA
Molecule: messenger RNA, 1116 nt
Organism: Gossypium raimondii (Peruvian cotton)
Lineage: Eukaryota; Viridiplantae; Streptophyta; Magnoliopsida; Malvales; Malvaceae
Exons: 3
Coding region: 1-1116 (371 amino acids)
Molecular function (GO): zinc ion binding; nucleic acid binding
Source: RefSeq, a predicted model, not a curated record